Messenger RNA from Exophiala viscosa, 1766 nucleotides. RefSeq names its product Alpha/Beta hydrolase protein. Gene Ontology annotation, molecular function: monoacylglycerol lipase activity; acetylesterase activity. The record is from RefSeq and is a predicted model, not a curated record. The coding region runs from base 331 to 1734 and encodes 467 amino acids. NCBI's taxonomy places the organism in Eukaryota, Fungi, Ascomycota, Eurotiomycetes, Chaetothyriales, Herpotrichiellaceae. Gene Ontology annotation, biological process: medium-chain fatty acid catabolic process; medium-chain fatty acid biosynthetic process. The transcript has 6 exons.
AAGGUGCCAUCCCAGAAUCCAACAAUACGUUGCGCAUAUAAGAAUACGGAAGGGAAAAGCGCGUGGAGUAGGGUUUCUUGGAGGGAGAACACCCCCCCAUGCGAUUGGGGCGUUGACACAGGAGAUGGGCGCCAAUGGGCUUGACGGGCUUAACCAGGUUUGCCCUGCAUCAACCGCGUGGACUUCAAGUCUUAUGUCAUCACCCUUCAUACAUCACCGUACAAAAAGUCUGAAACACCAGGCUUUCCGUCACCUACAAGAUACCAAUCGCUGCUCUGUCCCAUCGAACAUGAAACUUGCUCUUGUCAUUGGUCCAUAAGUAGGGCGAGAAUGGCACUCGAGACUCUCAAGCCGUAUCUGCAGCAGGUGCAGGAUCAUCCAGUCUUUGCUUCUGUCAUCUGCCUCGCUCUUUUGACCACAUUGACAGGCUCUCCAGGAAAAGUGUUUGGGAUGGCUAAAACGAAAUACUGGCAUUCGACGAAAUCCCUACUGCUCAAGACCAAAGACGGAAAGACCACUUCGUUCGCUCAACUAUGCAAGACUCUCGUUCCGCCGUGUCGACUGAAUCCGUUGUUGUUCAAUGGUCAUCUGCAAACAAUAUGGACUGUCAUGGCGCCCGACACGGUCCCAAUACACUACAAACGCUGGAUCUUCGACCAUGAAGACCCAGUUUAUACUGGGCAGUUUGCAGUCGAUUUCGCUACAGCCCCGAACGAUAAUCAUGAUUCGACUCUACCACCAAGGACCACUUACUAUACCGAACAAGAUUUCAAGAAGAUAGGUUCGCUGGACGAUCGCCCUAUGCUUGUGAUGCUCCAUGGACUCAGUGGAGGAUCUCAUGAGUUAUAUCUCCGCCAUGUUCUAGCUCCUUUGAUUGGGAAGGGAGGCUGGGAAGCUUGUGUGGUCAUUUCCAGAGGUUGUGCCAAAACCAAAAUCACAAGCAGUGUUCUAUACAAUGCCCGUGCUACUUGGGAUGUGAAACAGAUAGUCAAGUGGUUGAAACAGACCUUCCCCAAUCGUCCACUUUUUGGCAUUGGCUUUUCCUUGGGUGCCAACAUCAUAACCAAUUAUAUCGCCGAAGAAGGGAGUAAGUGUGCCUUCAAAGCAGCCGUUGUGCUUUCAAAUCCAUGGGACCUCCAAGCUGGAAACCUGGCACUGCAGAGAGGCUGGUUCAAUCGCAAUGUCUACUCGGCGACGAUGGGGAAGAGUAUGGUCAAAUUGUUCAACAACCAUGUCGAACAAGUCUCCAAAAAUCCUAAAAUCGAUGUCGACCUUAUCCGCUCAAGCAAAUAUCUUCACGAAUUCGACCGGCACGUGCAAUGUCCAACUUGGGGUUAUCCAACUGAGGGAGCGUAUUAUCGUGAUGCAACAUCCGUCGACUCUUUACUGGCUAUCAGGAUCCCGUUCCUGGCAAUCCAUGCCGAAGAUGAUCCCGUGACUGCAAGCGAGGCCCUUCCCAGAGAAGAGGUUCAACAAACUCCAUAUGGCGUGCUUUGCACCACAUCAACUGGAGGUCACCUCGGUUGGUUCGAGCUAGGCGGCACAAGAUGGUGCGCCAGAGCGGCAACCGCAUUUUUCCAGAAGAUGGCACAAGAUAUUGACUUGGACGCCAUUUCAAGGACGGACGCCGAGGACUCACAGCUUGAAGGGCAAAUAUCUCGCGAAUCGCGACAGCCCUUGAAACCAGUCUUUGAGCCGAUGAGGCGGAAAAUGCAUGUCCCGGCACAGCAAUAACUGCACUCUGGCCCCAUAAUAGACUGUACAGC